Molecule: messenger RNA, 876 nt
Organism: Emiliania huxleyi CCMP1516
Lineage: Eukaryota; Haptophyta; Isochrysidales; Noelaerhabdaceae
Exons: 4
Coding region: 1-876 (291 amino acids)
Source: RefSeq, a predicted model, not a curated record
AUGGUCUUCGACCUCUGGACUGACGACAAGGCUCCCAACAACGGAGCUCAUGGCGAUCCGUUCCUCGCAAGCCCCAAGCCUCGCACUCAGCAGGACCGCCCGCCAGCGCCGCCGUCGCUCGGCCGUCAAGGGUCUAGUGCGGGCCCGAUGGUCAAGCUGCUCCUCGGGCGGACGGGCGCGGACUUCCUGCUGCUCCUGGAGGAGACGGACGGCGCGGCGCACUGGCAGACUCGCUCGUGGAGCGAGGGCGGCGUCCCCGCCGCCCUCGCAGCCAAGCUCGAGAAGAUGCGCACCAAGAACCACCACGUCAACGAGGUCAGCUUCGGCGCGGCGGGCGAGUGGUUCGUGCACGGCGUUGAUGCCGGCGGCACCUCCACCUUUUCGUGGUGGGACUCGGCGUUUGCGGCGUCGAGGCAGCUGCGCAAGUGGACAGCGUUGCCCGAGAGCAGGCUGCACGUGGCGUUUGGGGACGAGGGGCGCUGGCUCAUCCUGCAAGGCCACAACGGCUUCUGCGGCGCCGAGCACGUCGCCGCCGGCUUGCAGAAGCGGAUCCGGAAGCUGCACGACGCAAAGGGCACCAUCGGCGUCGGGUCGCAGUGGGCCGGCCUCGGAGGCGAGGUCGCCGCCGAGCUUGCGCGCCGAGGCGACAAGGUCUGCAGCGCGCCAGGCGAGCCGAGCAUCGCGGCUGGCGAAGUGCUCGACGUCGCCGUCGGCGCGGACGGGUCGUGGGUCGUGCUGCGCGAGCACUGGGCAGGCAGCGCACUGAGACACACCACUGAGACUGAGCGCCACAUCCUCGAGCGCAGAGCCGAGAAGGAGCGGGAGCUGCAGCGCGGCACCAUCCUGGGCUGGCUGAGGUACUAUGGCAUUGCGUGA